CUCAGAGGUCGCUACUCUGCGGUGUGAGAGAGAGAGAGACAGCAUUAUCGGCAGGGCUCAUGUAGUAUGUGUAUGUAAAGACUCUGUUGAGCGUCUGUUAGCAUUUACCAGUCGUGUGUGUUUUUUGUGUAUGUUUAGGGGUUGAGCUCAGAGCCCCCGUGGAUGUCCUGAGAACGAAGGGAGGCUGUGGUUUCCCCAGAGACCCCUGCAUGCAGAUGGUGUGAACAGUCAGGGGAAAAGUUUAUGACAGUUCUGUAUUCUGUUCACGACUGCCCCAUGGAUCUCAGUGAUUUUAUGGAUACAGCAGCAGACUUUUUACCGGGCUGUUUCUCUUUGCCUCAGUAAUGCACUGAUGUUGGACAGAGUCACGUUCUGGAUUGAAUCUUGGAGUCGUAGUGUGAAUCUUGGAUUUUCUUCCUUUUGCCGGAUUUGUCUUGGAUCUCAUUUUUAAGGGAAGGUCUGCUGGUUUGGUCAUGGAAGAGCAGGCUGGAAGUGCGGGCAGCAGUCCGCAGCACAGUCGCGGGGCGAGCAGACAGGACGUCCUCCGCUGCGGUUGGCUCCGGAAGCAGGGAGGCUUUGUGAAGACCUGGCACACGCGUUGGUUUGUCCUUCGAGGAGAUCAGCUACACUAUUACAAGGAUGAAGAUGAGACCAAGGCACUGGGAGCCAUUUUUCUACCUGGCAACAGAGUCGCCGAACAUCCCAGCAGUGGAGAUGAAGGUGGAAAGUUCCUGUUUGAAGUCAUCCCAGGGGGCGACAGGGAGCGAAUGACAUCCAAUCAUGAGACGUACCUUCUUAUGGCCAGUACACAGAAUGACAUGGAGGAUUGGGUGAAAAGCAUUCGUAGGGUCAUAUGGGCUCCAUUCGGAGGAGGAAUCUUCGGUCAGAAAUUAGAAGAGACCGUUCGAUACGAGCGUCGUUAUGGCAACAAAAUGGCACCCAUGCUGGUGGAGCAGUGUGCAGACUUCAUCCGGCGUUGGGGACUGCGUGAGGAAGGACUCUUCCGACUACCCGGACAAGCCAACCUGGUCAAAGAGCUUCAGGAUGCUUUCGAUUGUGGGGAGAAGCCAUCUUUUGACUGUAACACAGAUGUACACACCGUGGCGUCCCUGCUGAAGCUGUAUUUAAGGGAGCUACCCGAGCCCGUCAUCCCUUUCUGUAAAUACGACGAGUUUCUGGCCUGCACCAAAUUAUUCAGCAAAGACCAGGAGGCUGGAAUGAAGGAAUUACGAGGACAAGUGGACGGUCUGCCUCUAGUGAACUACAAUCUGUUAAAAUACAUUUGCAAGUUUCUAGAUGAGGUGCAGUCCUACUCAGGUGUGAACAAAAUGAGUGUCCAGAAUCUCGCAACAGUGUUUGGGCCAAAUAUUUUGAGGCCAAAGGUGGAGGAUCCAGUUACUAUAAUGGAAGGCACAGUAUUGGUCCAGCAGCUAAUGGCGGUUCUUAUCAGUCAGCAUGAUGUUCUGUUCCCAUCUAAAGAGGACCAAACCCUCGAACUGAUCAAUAACAACAACAACGAGCCACAGAAACGACCGACAAAUGGUCAGAUACAAAACACAGAGAAUAAUAACACCAGCAGUGUACGACAAUGUACCUGGGACACGCCCGAAUCUCCUAGCCGGGCACCGCUGGACAAUGGUUCCCCCAGGUCAGGCAGCCCUCGUAACAGUUUUACCGGACAACGUUUUGAGGUGACCCGCAGCCCGCCCCUUACGGUGAAGAAGAAUCCAGCGUUCAUCAAAGGCAGCGGUAUCGUCACCAACGGUUCCUUCAGCUCGUCCUCGUCGUCCUCCGGCGAGACCAAUCAGGAGAAGAGUCAGACUCUGCCCAACAUGGGAACCAUGCAGACCCGACGGACAGGUGCAAUAAAAGGCCCGGGCACCAAGAUGGGCGUUCAAAACGGUAUCGUGCGAAUGGGCGUGUCCAGUGCGGACGUGAUGAGCGGGACUCUUAAUGGGCGUAACGGGCUUUGGAUGCCCAACGGUCAUGUCACGUUGCGUGAGGGUAAAGCCCGGGACUCUGAAAACCAGCAAAAUCGCCUGUCCACGUACGACAACGUCCACUUUCAGCACCAGACGCAGCACAUGCAACCCAACCUGAGCAGCAGUUGUGAGGACAAGCAGAGCGUGGACAGCGCCACCUGGUCCACUUCAUCUUGCGAGAUCUCACUUCCGGAGAACUCCACCUCUUGUCGCUCAUCGACUACCACUUGUCCAGAGCAGGACUUCUUUGGCAAUAACUUUGACGACACUUUGUUGGAUGGGCCGGUGCAGGAGGACAACGGACUGCCGGUGAACGACAGGGAACAGCGGACCAGUAACGGGGGCGGGCGGGGAAGCAGCGGAACCAGCAGCAGCGAUAACAGUGAUACGGCGUUCGCAGUCGCUAAUGGGCCGACGAAUCACAGCGCACUACACAGCCUAGUGGCCAGUCUCAAACAAGAAAUGAUCAAACAGAAGAACGAAUAUGAGGCCAGAAUAAAAAGCAUUGAACUUCGAAACCUAGAGUUGGAGACGGUGAUGGCUAACCUACACGAAGAGCUGGACCAGGAGAAGAAGAAAUACACCAUGGUGGAGAUCAAGCUGAGGAACGCCGAGAGAGCCAAGGAAGAUGCGGAGAAGAGAAAUGAAAUGCUUCAGAAAGAAAUGGAACAGUUCUUCUCCACCUUUGGAGACCUGACCGCAGAUCCACGGCAACCUGAUAGAGCCAACACCAUCUGGAUCCAAUGAGAUGAUGCAAGGCUAUGCGACCAUACCGUUGACAUUUAUGACCAUUUUUGGUUACAUCGUCUGGGCUGUGCUCAGACAAAAUGUGUGUAAAUGAACCUUUACUCCAUCUCAGUCACUUUCACAUGGUGCAAAAUUUCAAGACAGCAGUGCAAAGUCUAUUGAGCCAAAUUUUAGUACUGAACUUGGACCAGCCGUAAGAUGCAACUUAGGUCUCAAGGACAAAAUGAGAGGGAGAAAUAAUGCAUUUUUGGAAAGACAAAGCAUGAGUGCUGUAAAGGAAAGAGAGUCUGCUUUUUAAGAGCGAUGAUGAAGAGGAAAUCCUGACUGUUCUGCUUUUGAAUAGAAACGAAGGACAACAAAAGCAAGAAUGGCACUCGCAUUCUUUUUGUGAUCCAACCAAAUGUGUCCUUGAACUGUCACUGUGUCAUGUAUUCACUUUGUGUAUAUAAGGCAGCGCAAUGUUAAAAAAUUCCAAGAUGAAAAACAAUGUCUGUAUAAAAGCGAAACUAAGUAUGUUAAUGUAUGUACGGAUAUUUAAAGAAUUAUUUGUGUUACAUAUACAUUUUAUAUCAAGGCUGUUCAUUGCACUUACUAUAAAUUGUGGUACGAAUAUGAGAUUCCUUGUUAAAAAAUAUCCCUUUUGAAUUCAUCAUUACAUCACCAAAAAAGGAGACUUUCACGACAUUAUCACAUACUUCAUUUUUACAUCAAACUUUGUGUAAAGUCAUAUAAAACAGAAAUCUCCGGUGCUGUAGACUUCCUAUAGCCAAAAUUGAAACUAAAAAAAUUACAGAUAUCUACAAGGAUGAACCAGACAAUAUUUGAGCACAAAAAAAAACGUCUGCCUGUCUCUGGUACACAGUAAGCGCUUCUGCAUGAUGUCACCGAUUGACGGAGACCCCAAAAUGUCUGGUACGCCACUGACGGAGACCUGUAAAUACUUUAGUAAAACAUGCAAAUGCUUAUUUUUGUGCUGCACAUCAUUUGCUUUACGCUGUGCUAGACAGGCACGUCUGUUCAAAUGAAGUGACACAUGUGAUACAUGAGGUUUGUUCGCCAGCUCUCACGUCACAUCAUCCGUGUUGACUGUUUUUUGUCUGUUUGUAAUGGAUACUCACAGCUGUCCAUGCUUCUACUGUAACCUCAUGCAUUCAGUGAAAUGCGAAUUAAAUUAAAUUAUGUGA
Messenger RNA from Paramisgurnus dabryanus, 3913 nucleotides. It is a transcript of the gene arhgap24, whose product is annotated as Rho GTPase activating protein 24. Gene Ontology annotation, biological process: negative regulation of ruffle assembly; signal transduction; activation of GTPase activity. Gene Ontology annotation, cellular component: focal adhesion. Gene Ontology annotation, molecular function: GTPase activator activity. The record is from RefSeq and is a predicted model, not a curated record. NCBI's taxonomy places the organism in Eukaryota, Metazoa, Chordata, Actinopteri, Cypriniformes, Cobitidae.